AUGAACGGAACCCGCUUCUUCCUGGGAUUCGUCGUCCCCUUCACUGUCAUCGUCUCCUGCUAUGCCGUCAUCAUCCAUCGUCUCAGGAGGAACCGCACCCUGGCCGGCCAAUUGAGUCGCCCCUUCAAGAUCAUCGCUGCCGUCAUCACCACUUUCUUCCUGUGCUGGGCGCCGUAUCACAUCAUGGCUCUAAUCCAGAUGGUUAAUCACACGGCGAUCCACUCGAGUGAAACAUUGGACCACGUCAUCACUAUCGGUGUCCCUAUAGCAACCAGCCUGGCCUUUCUCAACAGCUGCCUGAACCCACUGCUGUAUGUGUUCAUGGGCCAAGAUUUCAAGGAAAAAGUCCGCAAGUCCAUCCUGAACGUGUUGGAGACUGCCUUCCAGGAGGAAGUGUCUCGCUCAUAUACAUACACAAACUCAAUGGUCACCAGUCGGAGUAAAGAGAAGUCUGUGUCUGAUGCUGAGGUAUAAGGUUGAACAUGAUAUGGAUAAACAAAUACU
Hippoglossus stenolepis (Pacific halibut) is the source of this 504-nucleotide messenger RNA. Its product is annotated as chemerin-like receptor 1. The transcript has 2 exons. Gene Ontology annotation, cellular component: plasma membrane. Gene Ontology annotation, molecular function: complement receptor activity; G protein-coupled receptor activity. NCBI's taxonomy places the organism in Eukaryota, Metazoa, Chordata, Actinopteri, Pleuronectiformes, Pleuronectidae. Bases 1 to 474 code for a protein of 157 amino acids. Gene Ontology annotation, biological process: inflammatory response; phospholipase C-activating G protein-coupled receptor signaling pathway; complement receptor mediated signaling pathway. The record is from RefSeq and is a predicted model, not a curated record.